This is a messenger RNA of Closterium sp. NIES-67, 792 nucleotides long. NCBI's taxonomy places the organism in Eukaryota, Viridiplantae, Streptophyta, Zygnematophyceae, Desmidiales, Closteriaceae. The record is from the annotation of a GenBank genome assembly.
GAACGCGACGGCAUUUUCCCCCAGGCCGGCAGCUCGUGGAAGGCGUUCAAGGAGAUUCAGCUGCUGCUGAUGAAGAACGCCGGGGCCACCGUGGGCGACGUUAUGACGGCACACCCGCUGUGUGCACGAGCCAUGACCAACAUCGAGGAUGCCGCCAGGGUGCUCAUUGAGUCCAAGUUCCACCGCCUGCCAGUUGUAGAUGAGAACGGCACUCUGAUUGGGCUGCUGACGCGUGGCAAUGUGGUGCGGGCGGCACUGAUGAUGAAACGCAUGGCAGAGGGCAAGGGCAUGGCGCCAACGGGCGGCAACUAGACACGUACAUGCAUGCAUGCACCCCCAUAGAAAACACAAUUAUACGAGCCGUAGCUGCGACCGCCUGUGCAUGGUUGUGGGUUCCAUGUGUGCGUGGGAGUGGAUUCGGCAUGGAUCAAACCCACAAACAGUCCAGUUACCAAGCGGGCCGUUUUUCUAGGUCUCUCUGCUCUGCCCCGUGCCGUCUCUUUUUGUUUCUAUAUUUUCAGUUUUCUGCACAGCAGUGCUGCUGGGGCUGGCUGCUGUUCCCCAUACUAGCACAUUCAUUGUCGUGUGCAGUGACGUGCUGCAUGCGGUGCUGGGGUUAGCUGUAUGACUCCGGUCCGGAGCCUGCCAUCUUUACCGAAAGUAUUCAGCAGUGCUGUUUGGGUGCACUGUCUUAGUGUGCUCUUGUAUAGUGGGGAUAGAUAGCAGCAGCAAAGACUCUUCAUUGAUAAUUUAAAUGUCCUCCCUGCCUCCUUAUCAAUAGUGGUCCAAGUU